AGACCUGUGAGUUUGCUGCUGUCGUUACUAUUGAAGAGUUUGCAACUUGGCGGCCCCAGGAUUGGAUGAGGCCUGCAGCUAUGCUGUGUUUGGGAGGGUUUUCCAUGUUGAAAGCUUGAGUUCUGGCUUCCGUGGGAAGGUGGGAAGAUCUGGAAACACCGGGCCCCAAUCGACACUGCAGUAAUCAGCAGAAGCGGACUCAGCUGCCCCCAGUCUAGACGGGCCUGCGGUGCACUUUCUCACAGGGGUCUUUCCGUCAUUCAUUGUCAUGCCCUCUCUGGUCCUUAUGGACAUUUGAGUUUGCGACCUCUGUAUUACUGGGUGGAGACGGCGUAAAGACCAAGGCUCUGGAGCUUACGGCCCGUCGCAGUGGACACGUUCGCAGACAAUCCAGAGAGGAAAGCGGCGCGCAGUCGCCUCUUCCCUGGGGCAUCACGGAGACUAGGGAUGCUGCGGGCGCGGCGAAAGGACAGUGACGGGAGAGGGCAUAGCUGCGGCAAAGGACCCGUGGGCUCCGGGACUGGCGCCAGGCUAGAGAGCAGGCCUCUCGUCUGGGAGCUCCGCCUGGAGCCGCAGCUCGCCUCUCCGGGAGGUCAGUGCGUCAGACUCAGUUUCUUGGGCUGUCCCAAAGACGGAACCUGGGGCUUCAGAACUAAAGGCAGCAGCGCCUUGCUUCGCGGUCGGACGGCCUUCCAGAGCACCGUCCCGGGCCGGAAGUCGCCCAGCCGCCGCUUCCUCACGCGAAGGCGUGGUGCGGGGUUGGCGGUCCGGCCGGAUGGGCAGUUGAGGAGGAAGCGGAGCAGCCGCGGGGACUUUCUUUCAGGCGGCGAGGCCGCGGAGGGCGCGGGGUGGAGGGUACGAGCGCGCGGAAAGGAAUGAAGAACGCACCUGGCAGCUGAGGAUCGUGGCCGUUUCUAGAGGCGCCUGAGCCGCGUGCGCAGGCGUGGAGCGUCCGGGCGGGGGCGGGCCCUUAAAGGGGCCGCAGCGGAGGAUCCGGGAGUCCGCGGAGAACCCGGGGUACCCAGGGGUGGGGGUGGCCGAGGAUCGUGCGGUUGCACGGAUCCCCUCAAUAUCCCUGCCCCGGGUGGUGACCAGGCCCCGAGUAGAGCCGCCCUCGGAACCCAGUCUGUGGGCCGGCCCUGUGAUCAAUCCCCAGUUUAAGCGCGUCUCCCCGUCUCCAGCCCGCGGCGCUAUGGCUCACGUCGGCUCUCGCAAGCGCUCGAGGAGUCGCAGCCGGUCCCGGGGGCGAGGGUCGGAAAAGAAAAGGAAGAAGAGCAGUAAGGACGCCCCGCGAAGCUGCUCGGCUUCUAGAUCCCGAAGCCGCAAGGCCAGCACCACCUCCUCUGGGGCGGAGGAGAGAAGCAAACACAAGGCCCGGAGGAGACCACGAUCCAGCCCCUCCUCCUCUCCUUCCAGUUCUUCCAGCUGCUCUUCCUCCAGCGAUGGCCGGAAGAAGCGGAGGAAGCACAAGGACAAGAAGAGGAAGAAAAAGAAGAAAAGGAAGAAGAAGCUGAAGAAGAGGGACAAGGAUAAGGCCAAGGUGCAGCAGACCGAGGCUCUGCCCGGACCCUCGCUGGACCAGUGGCACAGAGCAGCCGAGGAGGACGAGGACGGCCCAGUCCUGACGGACGAGCAGAAGUCCCGCAUCCAGGCCAUGAAGCCCAUGACCAAGGAAGAGUGGGAUGCCCGGCAGAGCGUCAUCCGCAAGGUGGUGGACCCGGAGACAGGACGCACCAGGCUCAUUAAGGGAGACGGUGAGGUCUUAGAGGAAAUCGUAACCAAGGAACGACACAGAGAGAUCAACAAGGUGGGUGUCGCCCCCUUGCCCAGGCCCACCCCCAGCUCUGCUUCUGAUGUGUCCCCUCCUGUGUGCUUUCUUCCCCAGCAAGCCACCCGAGGGGAUGGUCUGGCCUUCCAGAUGCGAGCAGGGCUGCUGCCCUGAGGGCCCCACUGGCCAAGGCCUGCCCACAGUGUUGGUGGCACAGCCUGAAGGCUGGCCUCAGGGUGGGGAGCAGGGAGCCCGAUGGACGCUGCUUGUCUCUCUCCUGCAGACCGGCCUCUGGCCCAGCCUCCUGUCACAUGCAGGGGGUGGAGGGCAGGGUCACUGGCCUAACUGGCUCCCCUAACUCCUGAAAGAGUGCAGCUUCCCAGAUAUUAAACGUACCCUGGUUGGAGA
Molecule: messenger RNA, 2176 nt
Organism: Globicephala melas (long-finned pilot whale)
Lineage: Eukaryota; Metazoa; Chordata; Mammalia; Artiodactyla; Delphinidae
Source: RefSeq, a predicted model, not a curated record